This is a messenger RNA of Cyphellophora attinorum, 2070 nucleotides long. RefSeq lists its product as uncharacterized. The record is from RefSeq and is a predicted model, not a curated record. Bases 1 to 2070 code for a protein of 689 amino acids. NCBI's taxonomy places the organism in Eukaryota, Fungi, Ascomycota, Eurotiomycetes, Chaetothyriales, Cyphellophoraceae. The transcript has a single exon.
AUGCCGUCUGCCAGAGCCAUACUGAAUCCAAAAGCUGUAAUCAGCGAAAUCAUAGGCGUUGCCGGCGCGGGAUUUCGAACAUCGCUCAUUCUCAACGCCGUCUCGUGCGAAGUCGAAGGAGAAGGACUCGAAGUACACAACAUCUCCAAAACAGUCACACUAUUCUCGUUAGCACUGAAGAAUGUUGGAAUAUCGCUACAAUCCCUGGACUCGGUCCACAGCACCGAAGCGCUCGAGGGAAUCAACAAAAUCUCCGAGGAUGCCAUGGACAUAUUCGACCAGUUCAACGACAUGCUCGACAAAGUCCGCGCAAAGCCAGCAGAGGGUACUCCUCAAUACACAGUACAACAACGCUUCCAAUGGGCUUUCAAACGACAUCGCGUGCAAUACAUGCUCGCUCAGCUCGACUCCUUCAAAAUGGACGUCUCGCUCUUCCAGGGCAUUCUCAGCUUAGGCAAACUCAUGGCCUCCACCAGCCGCCACGACUCGCCAGAUGAAGUUGAGCUGAAGAAGGAAUUGAUACGGCAAGAACGUGCUGAGGCUCAGAACGUUCUCAUCGUUCGCUAUUGGCAGCGCAGCAAAAUGGACAAAUUAUGGGAAGCCUCCUGCCUCGAGGAUGACGACCACAAAAUCGCUGCAAUUGAAGCCAAAGAAGGCAACGAUCUGGCGCUUGUCAGCAGCAACCAAGUCCAGCAAACCGACGGCCCUCAACGCCUGGCCAUCGAAACGGCCCCUCCAGGGUACGAAUCAUCCUUGGCCCUUGUCAAACUCCCGGCGUAUUCCCUCGGCGACCUUGACGACAAGCUCAGUGAUAUCAAGAAAUCAUCCAAAGACAUGGUACAAGUCUCCUCGGACGUCAUUGACCCUUUACUCGAGCGCUGGACGCGGUGGUACGAUAUUCGCGAGAAGCGGCACGCCAAAGAAGCCAAGAACCGCUACGUCCCGACAGUCGACAACCUCCAAGAAGACGACGACAAUGACGACGGAAUGCACCCUUACCGCCGCUACAACAGUAGAACGCAAGAAUACGAGCCCAACGACCAGCAACGAAAAGGUCCUUUAUACCUCGAAGGCAACACCACGGACUGGCGUCAACCACAAUCGGCGGCCGCACAACGAGAAUAUUCUCGACGAAAGAACGAGUACAGACGCUACCAGCCCUCGAUCUCGCAAGAUAAUAGUGACGACGGCGAUACACUUUCUAAUGGCUCUCGCGGGCAGAAGAAGGCGCCAAGACGGCACAUCAUCGACUCGGCAUCAGAAUCAGACGACUCAGACCACGAUCCACAUCCACCGCAAGGCUAUCCACGAACACGCCCUCGGAAAGGCAGUAACAGUCCGACGCAAGAACGAAGCUUCCCUGCGUUAUACCCCGGACAGCACAACCCUCACGCUUCGCCUCGUCCGCCGCCAGGCGCGCCAGUGCAAGGCGGUCAACGGCCAUAUCCGCAGCACGCGUAUUCCGCACCGGGUCUGAGUCCGUACCCGCCGAUCAACGUCGCAAACGCCCAUAAUCCGUACGCACCCUCUCCACACUCACAGCCAGGCCACCCCUUGCAGCACUACAAUACCGGGCCGGCCUCCUCAUCGGCCCAACCACAAUCGAGCUACCCCGGACUCAGCACCGCUCACGCACGGUAUACGCCCGCCGGCGCCGUACAACCCCAGCCCCAACCACAGAACGGAAGCGCAAAUGCAAACAGGAACAUCCAAAUCCCCUACCAAGACUCCUCGCGGCGCCCCGUCUCCCGCGACGGCUCCACCUCCGCCCGAUCCUCCUACUCCAGCAAAUACCCACCACCCGAACGCCAACAAUCACAACCCGGUAGCCUUCCUGCCCCGAAGCUAGACCGCGAUGGAAGGCAGGUGCACUACGACCCCACAGGCCGGCCUUUUGUCUUUGACCAACAAGGGAACAGAGUCCUAGCGAAUCUGCUGGGCACGCAUGCCAGGCCGGAAAGGCAGGGAAAGGGUGCGAAGGGCAAACUCGCAGAAGGUGCGACGAAGGGACUGUUGGGGGCUGGUGCUAUUGCUGGGUUUUUGGAGGCGCUGGAGGGGCUGAGCAUCUAA